CUUUGAGCUGUUGGAAAACAUCAGAUUCCACAAUGGGAUGUCCCUGGAGAACUUCGUGUUACACAAAGUGUUGGGCAAGGGCUCAUUUGGAAAGGUCAUGCUGGCAGAAUUGAAAGGAAGUGGAGAGUACUUUGCAAUCAAAGCCCUGAAAAAGGACAACAUCCUGGCUAAUAGUCACAUACAUUUCCUCAUGGCUGAAAAGAGAGUGCUGAAAUUAACCGCAGAUUGCCCUUUCCUCGCCCAUUUGUAUUUUACAUUCCAAACAAAGGCUAACUUAUUCUUUGUGAUGGAGUAUAUAAAUGGGGGAGACCUGUUCUUCCACAUACUAGAGAAGGGACAGUUUGACCUAGUCAGCACACAAUUUUAUGCUGCAGAGAUGACAUGUGGACUUCAGUUCCUCCACAGAAAUGGAAUCAUAUAUCGUGAUCUGAAACUGGAAAAUGUCAUGUUGGAUAGAGAUGGGCACGUCAAAAUUGUGGACUUUGGGCUUUGUAAAGACAACAUGUUUGGGGAUGAGCGUACCAAAAGCUUCUGUGGAACGGACAAUUAUAUUGCACCAGAGAUAUUUCAGGAACAACAGUACUUUUCCCCUGCUGACUGGUGGUCAUUUGGAGUCCUUCUCUUUGAAAUGUUGACUGGUGAGAGUCCCUUUCAAGGAGCUGAUAGAGUUGAGGUCCACAUCUCUGUCUGCAUGGACAUUCCUCCGUAUCCCAGCUGGAUCAACCAGGAGUCAAAGGACAUUCUGGAAAAGCUAUUGGAGAAAGACCCCAACCGCAGGCUGGGCACAUUCGGGAACAUUAGGGAACACCCCUUCUUUGAGUCCAUCGAUUGGCCUAGGCUUGAAAGGAGAGAGGUGGAGCCCCCAUUCAAGCCUAAACUGGUACUGUCUGCUUGGUCAUUGGUUUAUGUGCUGAUCAUAUAUAUCAAUAUACAUGCCUUGUACAUUUAAAGUGAAGCUUAUGUGAGAACAGC
Anguilla anguilla (European eel) is the source of this 972-nucleotide messenger RNA. Its product is annotated as protein kinase C delta type-like. Gene Ontology annotation, biological process: protein phosphorylation. Bases 38 to 949 code for a protein of 303 amino acids. Gene Ontology annotation, molecular function: ATP binding; protein serine/threonine kinase activity. The record is from RefSeq and is a predicted model, not a curated record. NCBI's taxonomy places the organism in Eukaryota, Metazoa, Chordata, Actinopteri, Anguilliformes, Anguillidae. The transcript is spliced from 7 exons.